AUGGAAGUUGCAAUAGUUGGUGUGUACAAUUUAAGUCGAUUAUCAGCUUUUGGUGGGAUUACUGCAGUCCCAGGUCGCUCUUCAGCUGCUUUUAUAAAAGAAACGGAAGUCAUGCCAUCUUAUGUGCGACAUGCAUCAGUAGAUAAACACAAACGUUGUCGUCUAAUUGCACGUUUCUUUUGUAGAAAAGAUGGAACAAUAGUUGCGUCAGGAAAUAAGGGAAAAGAAAGUAACCGACCAUCUUCUCUUCCUGCUUUCUUGAUUAUACCAUUAGGACGUGAUCCUUUGGGAGGAAAUAGUGGUGUGAUAGCAUACAAGGUUGCCGCACAAGGUUCAUUACUUUCUCGUCGGCACUGUGUAUUGCAGCUUUCCAGUAGUAACGCAUUACAUAUUCCACACACUUCACAUGAAUGGUGUGCUCUUACUGUACGUGAUUGUGGUAGUUUAAAUGGAACAUUUGUAAACGGCCGUCGUUUAGCCUCUGGUGCUGUAUCCACACCAGUUAUAUUUGAUCCCUGUGAUAUUAAUGCAGGGAAUGAACCAUUGUUGACACUAGAGCUCGGCGCUGGAGCAAAGUUAAUCGCUGGUGAUUCACUUUCUAGUAGUCAGGUGCAAUUGCGAUUUCACGUAUUUGUACGAUGUCUCUUUGUGCGAGAAGAGGCUGGGUGGAUUCAACGUCGUUUGGAGGGUUCUUGUGUUAAUAUGGCUAGUGAAUAUGUGACCUCUGUAUGCACAAAAGACAUCCACUGGGAUGUGAAAAGAGACGAAAGGUUAAGAAAAGACGAAAAUUCAUUAGAACAAGGUCUUGUAUUGAAGAAUGAAUUGGAUUCUACCUCUAAUAGAAAUAACAGUGACAUUAUGAGUUCUGUCUAUCCAAGAGAAGUUUCUUCAAAUGAUUCGCAACACUCUAUUCGGAAAGAAUACAAUAAUGACAAGAAGAGCGAGAUUUCACCCUUUUCCAUCUCUCUCAUUUAUGGUAGUGAGAGUGGUAAAAAAGAAAAUCAAACUCUUACCUCACCACCCAGGGGUUUUACGAACACACACGUAACACCUGACCCUCUUACUACAUCAAAUGACUCUAAACAUAUAGAAGAAGAAAAAGAAGAAGAAGAAAAAGAAAAAAGUCAUGUGAUUAUCAAAAACAAAGAUCCAGUGGUUGUUGUACCGGAAAGUGAUAUGGGAAACAACACACAUGAACUAAUGCCUCGUGUAAAUAUAGAGAAACCUGAAGGUAAUUUAAGUAUUUCCAAUUACAGUGUAUCAGAAAAGAUUCCUAUCCAGGAGCAACAAGAUAAUCCAAUAGAAGAAACAGUACUGAAUCUUUCUCCAGUGUUGGUAAAGAAGAAAAAGGUACUAACAGAAUCACCGGAUAUGCAUGAUUCUCUGAGUAAUCGUUAUACAAGAGGAAAUCUUGCUCCUUCAGCAGUUAUGGUCUCAGAGUUUUCCGCAGGUGAAACACUACCUCCUCAUAAUUUACAGUCACUAGUCGAUUUUAAAGCUAUGGGAAAUAAUAUAGUACCACUUCAAGGGGUAAAAAAUAUAUCAGAGGCUAUUGAAAAGAAAGCAUCAACUGCUCAGGAAUACUUACCACAUAAUAAUUGUCGUCCAGAGAGCGAAAGUUUAUCACUUCCGACUUCUCAGGACGAUAGAGUUAUUGCUCUUCCUCGACACUGUGUUGUUAAGCAGGAAAUGUCGCCUGAAGAUGAGAAUUGUGUUACCGUAAAUAACUCACCACCAUCUGUAGAUUCUCAGGUAUCUAACGUUGCAGCGGUAAGUAAUAUGAUACCUUCACUACGAACGCCAACGAAAUGUUUGAAGAAGCGAAAACGUGCGAAUGACGUCAAGGAAACGUUAAAAUGUUUUAUGACAGAAAUUUGUGAAGUUCCCACGAAGAGUUUUUCUUCUAAACCGAGUAAGGCAGCAGCAGUAGAAGUAGUAGUAUCUGCUGCUGCUGCUGCUGUGUUGCGGAGUGGACUAGAACUUGGAUCCUUAGCGGUUUGUAAUUCUGAGAGACUAUCUCUUAUUAACACAUCUGGGGAAGUGAAUGUGAAGGGUGAUCAUUUAUUGAGAAGAGAGAAUCUUUCUUCUGUAGGAGAUUCUGAAAAUUGUAUUACUACUAAUAGUACUAAUUCGCAAGUUGUUGUACAUGAAUCAAAAUCCACUGAUGCUGAACUGGAAGGAAAGAAGAAUGUGAGUUCCACGAGUAUACUUAAUAAACAACCAAAUAAUAUAGUCGUUUCUCAUCCAGUAAGUUGUAAUAAUGCGAAAAAGGUAUCUCGAUUGAAAGUAGCAGAAAAGAGACGUAAUCGAUUAGCUUGUGUGUUAUCUGCUAUUGACCGAUAUGGUGAUAAUCUGGAGUACAAAAACGAAAAAGAAGAUAAAUGA
Molecule: messenger RNA, 2385 nt
Organism: Trypanosoma theileri
Lineage: Eukaryota; Euglenozoa; Kinetoplastea; Trypanosomatida; Trypanosomatidae
Product: putative helicase ARIP4 isoform X3
Exons: 1
Coding region: 1-2385 (794 amino acids)
Molecular function (GO): protein binding
Source: RefSeq, a predicted model, not a curated record